GGCGGACUGGUGACUGGUGGCGGCUCUUUGGCACUCAGUUCUGAUCCAGGCACCCUGGCCCCACCAUCCGCCCUGCCCGGCCCUGGACGCGCCGCCACCGCCUCCUCCCGGCCAUGCCAUCCAAGCCAGAUCCCUUCCGGGGCCAGCAGUACAGGCACCUGAAGCGGGCCUGCCUUCGCCAGCAAAGCCUCUUCGAGGAUCCCGAGUUCCCGGCUGCCCGCUCCUCUCUCUUCUACCAUCGAGCUCCCCCGGAUGGGCUCUCCUGGAAGCGGCCUGGGGAACUGUGCUCCAACCCCCGGCUCUUUGUGGAUGGCAUCGGCCCCGGGGACCUCCACCAGGGGCGCCUCGGGAACUGCUGGUUCGUGGCCGCUGCCUCCUGCCUGGCCGGAGACCCCGCCCUCUGGAAGAAGGUGAUCCCAAACCCCCCCGAGCAGGACUGGGAUCCUCGUCGGCCAGAGAGGUACGGCGGCAUUUUCCGUUUCCGCUUCUGGCGCUGGGGGCGCUGGACGGAGGUCUGUGUGGACGACCAGCUGCCCUGCCAGGAUGGGAAGCUGCUCUUCUGCCGCUCAGCGGAGCCCCGGGAAUUCUGGAGCGCUCUCCUGGAAAAGGCCUACGCCAAGCUGAAUGGCUGCUAUGAGGCGCUGGAGGGUGGAAACACAGCCGAGGCCCUGGUGGACUUCACAGGAGGCAUCUCGGAGGUGCUGGCCUUGGACGAGGGGGACCUUGGCACGGACCCCGAGAAGCAGAAGCAGCUCUUUGAGCAGCUGAAGAAAGCCCACUCUCGGGCGGCCCUCAUCAGCUGCUCCAUCCGGACGUUGGCCGGAGAAGAGCCCGAAUCCCAGCUUUCCUGUGGCCUGGUCCGAGGCCACGCCUACGGCAUCACGGCUGUCCAGGCGGUCCGCCUUCGGCGGGGCCUCUUGGAACUCUUCAAGACCAAGAAGCUGCAGCUGAUUCGCCUGCGGAACCCCUGGGGCCAGGUGGAGUGGGACGGGCCCUGGAGUGACAAGUCCCCCGAAUGGCAGCAAGUGAGCAAGCGGGAGCGGCACCGCAUGGGGGUCACGGUACGGGAGGACGGGGAAUUCUGGAUGAGCUUCGGGGACUUCUGCGCCCAUUUCACAGACGUGGUCAUUUGCCAGCGCAUGAACACAGCACGCCUCAGCUGCCGGCGUCGUUGGGCCGAGGGCCUGCAGUUCGGGGAGUGGGAUCCUCAGAAGGGGCACGCCGGUGGCUGCCUGAACCACGGGGACUCCUUCCUCCAGAACCCACAGUUUUUCUUUGAGGUGCCCGAGGCGCAGGGGUCCCUGCUGAUCUCCCUGCAGCAGAGGGACAGGCGGCAGCUACGCGGAUCCCACACCGGGAGGGGGGGGCGCAACCUCCCCAUGGGCUUUGAGCUCUUCCGGGUGGAGCAGAACCGAAGUUGGCGCUUGCAUCGGCUCCCGCCCCGGGUGGCCGGCUCCACCUACAGCGACUCUCGCAGUGUGGUGGUCCGCGUGGAUUUGCCCGGCGGGCGCUAUGCCCUGCUGCCUUCGACCUUUGCGCCAGGCCAGAAGGGAGCCUUCCUUCUCCGGCUGUACAGCGAGCGCCCGGCCCGGCUGCGAGAAAUCAGCCUCAACGAGCCCCCCACCCCCCCUUGCAGUUGCUGCCUUGGUGCCCCCCAACUCAUCACUGUGGUCUGGGUCCAGCAGGCCCUGGGGCUGGCGGUCCCUCGCUCCAGCAAGCCCCCAGAUGUCUACGUGAGGAUCGCCGCGGAGGGCAAGGCAGUGAGAUCCCGGGUCCACAAGGCCUCCCCUGCCCCAGACUUUGAUUUCAAGGCCGUCUUCUGCCGGCGGUGCCCCCAGAAGCCCAUCCACAUCGAGGUCUGGGCCAGGAGGUUCCCGCGCAGCACCCGGCUGGGUCACAUCAAGCUGCUGGCAAACACCCCCACAGAGAGCGGCACUGCCCAGCUGCUGUCCCUGGAGGGGCCUCCCCGGGCCUGCCCCACGGGCCGCGUUCUGGUGGAGACCUUUACCAGCGCGGACCUCCUGUCGCUGUGAGCCAACCCUGCCAGAGGCCAGGGUGCUCAGCGGGGCGGCCGCCUCACCUAAAGGAACUCAGCUGGUCCUGGGAAAGGCCUCUGUCGUCCGCCCCC
Molecule: messenger RNA, 2128 nt
Organism: Gekko japonicus
Lineage: Eukaryota; Metazoa; Chordata; Lepidosauria; Squamata; Gekkonidae
Product: calpain-5-like
Exons: 13
Coding region: 114-2033 (639 amino acids)
Biological process (GO): proteolysis
Cellular component (GO): cytoplasm
Molecular function (GO): calcium-dependent cysteine-type endopeptidase activity
Source: RefSeq, a predicted model, not a curated record